Molecule: messenger RNA, 1964 nt
Organism: Seminavis robusta
Lineage: Eukaryota; Bacillariophyta; Bacillariophyceae; Naviculales; Naviculaceae
Source: the annotation of a GenBank genome assembly
UUCAACUUUUGAGAAAAGGAUUCGAUUGAUUCUGGUCUGUUUUCGUCCGUGAAUUUAGGGAUAAGGAAGAGAAUACUUCAAUGCAGCUCGCAGGAGUUGCCUUGCCUGCGGUACCGUAUUUUUUUACGGGCUGUACACCGUGGUAUGCAUACCGGUACGUGCCGGGAGAGAAGACUUUUGGGACUGGACUUGGACUUGGGCGCACAACACUAUUCGAUUGAUCGAUUGCCUCAAUCGAUGGAAGGACCACAUUGAGAACUUCAAUCCACACGGACGCGGAGAGCUCCUGGUUUGGAGCAUGUUGCUAUUCUUGCUUCGUCGGACCUGAUGGUACAACCACGAAGCUAGGCCAGCAGACCGCCUGAACACUGUACCUAAACCCAGGCAUCAGAAAGAAUAGAGAAGAGAAGCUGAUGAGGGGCUUCCAACAAGACGUCGUCGUCAAGGCUGCUGUUCCCGCGCACCAACAACACAAGGUGUGGUCCACAUGGAAUGAGUCUCGUACGGAAGAGUUCCCACAGAUAUUAGAAUAUCGUGGACACUGGGAACGGUUUGGGUUUGAGGUGGCUAUCACUCCCAACAGUGAUAUUCGACAAGAUGUGGAAGCAUUAGUCCGAGAGACGCAAGCUCCACAGUUUCUCCAAGCCUUUGACAGUCUUGCCACUACCAAUAUGCAAUAUGAUUUCUGGAGAUAUGCCAAGCUCUACUUGAAUGGUGGUAUAUACGCUGAUGUGGAUGUGGAUCCACUGACAGAUAUUGCUUAUUGGCAAGCCCUAGCGGAAGAACAGAACAAAGUGGUCAUCUUUGAAGAGACCGCCAGUUUUGCCGCCAAUAGCACCCUGAUGGAACUUUUGCGACCAUAUGUCACCAAUUUCCAGGAAUUCCCCAGUUACGCCAGCUGUGUGCUGAUUGCACCGGCACCCAAGGCACCCUUCUUUUUGGACUUGAUCCAUACAAUUCACCCGGAUCAAUGGGUCAACGUCCCCGAACCAACACGGACACUCAUGACGGCCGGACCGGGUCUUUUGACACGGUUUGCCAAAACGAGGCGGGAUGUCAUCAUGGCAUCCAAAGCACAAGGCAAACUGUCUUAUGUACACAAUGGAUUCGGAACGUGGAAAUCCAAAAGCACAGUCGCCUUUGAUAGGUACCUUAACUUGACAAUGCAACUCUCCUGGGGCGUAUUUGUGUUUGGCGUGGUACAGGUCCUGCGCAAAUGGAACCGACAAAGACGUCGAAGAGACAAGAUGGAACCAUUUCGGAAAGGAGGAUCAAGCAGUACCGGUAGGAAGAAAAGCACAACAUCAAUCUGCCCCGGUUCAAAAAGCAAUGCAACAUCCGCAGGGCUCAAAUUGCGUCAUUCGGGUAUAGCCGUGUGACGCAGCGGAAGACGAAUAUUGCCAGAAAUGCUUUGGCAGAACCUUUUGUAUUCAUCAUGUAUGUUGCAAUGGAUCAAUAGUUUGGCGGUCUGCUUGGUUCCUACAGUGCACCCUUCAUUUUUCCAAAUUGAGCUUUUGAUGUUAUCCGUGUAUUCUGUUUUGGUUGUUUAGAGAGUGACACGUCUUAGACGAUGUUGAAUAGAGUUGUGGAAGCAGUCGGUUGUCGCUGGCCCCCCUUGAGAAUGUGUUAUGCGGCAGUGCAUUUAGGAAACAGUACCUGCAUUGUUACGGUAGCAUGAUCACUUACUUUGUCGUUGGUGGUGCAUGCCCAAACGCAAAUGUCAUUACUGGGACCCAUCGUCAUUUCCAAAGCCAGCGUCUAGCGUGCUAGCUAGAUGGUUUGUUUGUGCUUAUUCCUGCCUUCGUCCAUGAUGCAACGUUGACACCUUCGUUGGUUGUGCCAGGCCAUGCGGCAACUUUGCAGGCUGCCUUCCGCACCGAGGCGCCAACACAUGCAUUCAUUCAGACAUUUUGCCAACAGCAACGAAAACACAGCAAGAGUCCCAUAAUUUGUUAUUAUUAUUG